Microtus ochrogaster (prairie vole) is the source of this 939-nucleotide messenger RNA. RefSeq names its product olfactory receptor 4A16-like. The record is from RefSeq and is a predicted model, not a curated record. NCBI's taxonomy places the organism in Eukaryota, Metazoa, Chordata, Mammalia, Rodentia, Cricetidae.
AUGGAGCAGAACAAAGUGACAGAAUUUAUCCUGCUAGGUCUCACAGGAGAUUCUGCAGGGAGAAAAGCAUUGUUUGUCGUGUUUUUACUCAUCUACAUUGUGACAAUGGUUAGCAACCUGCUCAUUGUGGGGACAGUGAUUGCCAGUCCCUCACUGAACUCCCCAAUGUACUUCUUCCUUGCAUGUUUGUCACUCAUGGAUGCUAUUUAUUCCACUGCCUUCUCGCCAAAGUUGAUUAUGGACUUGAUCUGCAGCAGAAAAACAAUUUCAGUUUCAGCCUGCAUAGGCCAGCUCUUUGUAGAGCACUUAUUUGGUGGUGCUGAGGUUUUCCUUCUGGUUUUCAUGGCCUAUGACCGCUACGUAGCCAUCUGUAAACCACUGCAUUAUAUGACCAUCAGGAAUCGUCGGGUUUGCAUUCUCCUAUUAGUGGCAGCCUUUGCUGGAGGUUUUGCCCAUUCUUUUGUUCAAGUUAUCUUUGUUUACAACCUCCCCUUUUGUGGCCCCAAUGUCAUUGAUCACUUUAUCUGUGACAUGUACCCAUUACUGGGAUUAGCCUGUACUGACACUUAUUUAAUCGGCCUCACUGUGGUUGCCAAUGGUGGAGCAAUUUGUAUGACUGUCUUUAUCCUUCUCCUAGUCUCCUAUGGGAUUAUUCUAAACUCUCUUAAAGCCUACAGUGAGGAAGGGAGGCGUAAAGCCCUGUCCACCUGCAGUUCCCACAUCAUGGUGGUUGUCCUCUUUUUUGUUCCCUGUAUUUUCAUGUAUGUUAGACCUGUCUCCAACUUUCCUAUUGAUAAAUCCCUGACUGUAAUUUAUAAAAUUAACCCCAUGUUAAAUCCUUUAAUAUAUACACUGAGAAAUUCAGAGAUGAAGAGUUGUAUGGAAAAACUUUGGUGUGGAAGACUAACUACGGAAAGAUUAAGAAUGUUUCCUUGCUGA